Eucalyptus grandis is the source of this 1544-nucleotide messenger RNA. RefSeq names its product E3 ubiquitin-protein ligase MARCHF8. NCBI's taxonomy places the organism in Eukaryota, Viridiplantae, Streptophyta, Magnoliopsida, Myrtales, Myrtaceae. Gene Ontology annotation, molecular function: zinc ion binding. The transcript has 8 exons. Bases 356 to 1132 code for a protein of 258 amino acids. The record is from RefSeq and is a predicted model, not a curated record.
GUAGAGCGACGAUCUCCUCAAUUUUUUUUUCGUUUCGUUCGGUUCGUCCGAAGUCCAGCUCCCCUCCUCCUCUUCCCCUGCUCUCUUCCUUGUCGCGUCGCGUCGUUGAAUCUCUCUCUCUCUCUCUCGUUCGUUCGCGUCGAUCUCGAAACCCUAGAAGCCGGGCUCUCCCCCCCGGCGCGAGAUUGCCCCUCGAAUUGCCUGCUCGCCGAUGCGUCCAUGUCGGUGUAACCUCGCCGAGGCCUCGGAAUGGUUGGCCCGUAGCAGGCACUUGAGCUGCUGUUGAGAUGGUCAGGAGGAACCAUAGAGCUCGCAAUGAUAGUUGCUGUCCAGUCCUGAUUCUUUAUCCUUCGCAAUGCAAUUAGCAGCUAAUGAUGGUCAUAGGGAAGAUGCUUCAGAAAAUGAACCCAUUUUGCAGCAGUCUGAUGUCACGGAGAGAUCUGAAGGAUCUUCAUCUUCAUCCGAAAUAACAACUGUUGAAGGGGAAUUUGCUGUAACUGUCGAUGAUUUAGAAAAUCUUGAUGUCGAUGAGACUUGUCGUUUGGUUAAUAAAGACCAACCACAGUGUCGCAUAUGCCUUGAAAAUGAAGGGGAGGACUUGAUUGCUCCCUGCCAUUGCAAAGGAACCCAAAAGUAUGUCCAUAGAUCAUGUCUUGAUAAUUGGAGGGCCACUAAGGAGGGUUUUGCUUUUUCUCACUGUACAGAGUGCAGGGCAGUUUUCCUGCUUCGUGCAAAUGUGCCAGCUGAUCGCUGGUGGCUGAGAUUGAAAUUCCAAUUCCUCGUCGCUCGGGAUCACGCGCUCAUAUUUAUAGUCGUUCAGCUGAUUGUUGCAUCCUUGGGUGUGCUGGUAUACAAGUUCUAUGGGGAGGAAUUGAGGGAAAUGUUUGGUUAUGAAGAACACCCAUAUGGUUUCUACACUAUGGCUGUGUUGGCUAUUGUUUUGGUGGGUUUGCUCUAUGGCUUCUUUAUAGCAAUAAUAUGUGGACAGAGGAUCAGUGAACGCCAUUAUCAUGUUCUUGCCAAACAAGAACUGACAAAGGAAUACGUAGUCGAAGACCGUGAAAAAAUGAAGGAUGUCCCUGAACUCGAUCCUAGCCAUGUGACAGAGUUGCGAAUGUUGGGCCUUUAUUAGCUCAAAGAUAAUUGUGAGUAUUCUAUCAUGUUCAUAUGUCCAAUUUGCUCCUUUGGUUGGUUGAUUUGUACACGUGCUUGAAAUUUGGAAGCAGAAAUUGUUGUCUUCUUUGAGCGUGUGACAUGCUGUAAGGUUUCAAAAACUUCACGGCUGUAAAAGGGAGUUGGUCACACCAUACAGAUUUUCAUAAUUUGUUGAUGCUUCUGCAAUCUGAUUGUAUAAACUGAUACAAACAUAUGGCGAUGCGGGCAGGAGGAAAAGAUAACUCUUUUGUAUCGCAACUUUUUUUUUAACGUGGAGCAUAUGCUUGUACUCCUUGUCCGGGAUCAUUGUAAAAAGAAACUGUUCAUAGAUUUUUUAUACUUUUUUGACGUUGUCCCUUGGCUAGUGCUUCAAGCAUUUUCUUCUUUCU